UGUUCAAACACGUUUUUAUAACUAAUAUGAAAUGUGCGUUUCUCAGCGUGUCUUUUACUCUGGACUCGAUCAAAUCUGCAAACAGCACACGUUGUCCAAGGUGACUCUGCACACAGCGGAGCCAUCUCCUGCAUCUGACCUCCAACGGGCUCUUUCAUGAUGAUCAACCCUCAAAUUUACCUCCAUUACAACUACACGGGCAAACUCGACCACCGUCCCAACGUGGGCACCAGCCCCGGCAACGUGAACGUGCAAACUAUUCUCUUCCUCGUCAUUUGCUGCUUCAUAGUUUUGGAGAACCUCACUGUGCUCGUGGCCAUAUGGAGGAACCACCGCUUCCACAAUCGCAUGUACUUUUUUAUUGGCAACCUGGCAUUGUGCGACCUUCUCUCCGGGGUCGCUUACCUGGUCAACCUGCUGCUCUCUGGGGACAGGACUCUCCAGCUUUCCCCUGCUCUUUGGUUCAUGAGAGAGGGCAGCAUGUUUGUAGCACUCGGGGCGUCUAUUUUCAGUCUUUUGGCGAUUGCGAUUGAGAGACACUUGACUAUGAUCAAAAUGAGGCCCUAUGACGCCAACAAAAACUACAGGGUGUUUCUGCUCAUUGGGGCUUGUUGGUUGAUCGCUAUAUCUCUUGGCACUCUACCAAUUAUGGGUUGGAACUGUUUGGACAACUUGCCAGAUUGCUCAACGGUGCUGCCCCUCUACACAAAGAAGUACGUCGCUUUCUGCAUAACCGUUUUCAUGGUUUUGCUUCUGGCCAUGUCCAUCCUAUACGCAAGGAUCUACAUAUUAGUCAAGUCGAGUAGCCGCAAAGUGAGCAAGCACAGCAACUCCGAGCAUGCCAUGUCCCUACUUCGGACCGUCAUUAUCGUUGUGGGCGUCUUUAUCGCCUGCUGGACGCCGAUAUUCGUGUUGCUCUUAGUGGAUGUUGCAUGCGAACAGCGAUGGAAGUGUCCCAUUCUGUAUAAAGCAGACUGGUUCAUCGCUGUGGCAGUGAUCAAUUCCGCCAUGAAUCCUGUCAUUUACACACUGGCCAGUCGGGAAAUGAGAAGGGCAUUCCUAGGGUUGGUGUGCGGGAUUUGCUAUAAAGUGAAGGCAUCUGCAAAUGGGAGCGGAACAAAGAAGUCACUGGAACCGAGCCGGAGCAGGAGCAAGUCAUGGAGCAGCCAGAAUAACCCCAACCAGAGUCAGGUCACCGGGACGAAAACGGUGCAGCUGGGCCAGGCUGAGGACAGUCAGGUGCCAGGCCAGGUGUCUGUGGUCACUGGAGGUGCGGCUGAAGGAUGAAGGAUGAAGGACGGGCACAAAGAGAGAGACGUCCUGAAACAAACUGGGAAUGAGCUGCUGCAACUGCUGGACAGUUAACAGAAUAUUAUGUGUAUGUAGUAAUAUUUAUCUGCAUGAUCAUCAACGUGUAAGCCAGUGUAACUAGUCCAGUAUGAAUGAAUGAACUCAAAUCUUCUCAACAUUUGACCACUAAGCAAAU
Molecule: messenger RNA, 1486 nt
Organism: Periophthalmus magnuspinnatus
Lineage: Eukaryota; Metazoa; Chordata; Actinopteri; Gobiiformes; Gobiidae
Product: sphingosine 1-phosphate receptor 3
Exons: 2
Coding region: 157-1287 (376 amino acids)
Biological process (GO): G protein-coupled receptor signaling pathway
Cellular component (GO): membrane
Molecular function (GO): sphingosine-1-phosphate receptor activity
Source: RefSeq, a predicted model, not a curated record